AUGGGUAGCAACGGCGUCUGGCCCGCCGAGUCGGAGAAGGUGUGUACGUUCGAAGCCUUUUUUCUUCCCGCGUCGUCCCUCUUGAAGAUUCAAUUGAGAGCGUGUUCCCCAGCAUUCAUUCCCACGAAGAAAAGAAAGACAUCUAAUCCACGGAACAAACAGAACCCCUCCCUCCUCCUCUACAACCCCCACGAUGCCCGCCACGAAAACCGCCCCGUGCCGCAGCCCUCGGACCCGCACGACGUCCUCGUCCGCAUCGCCUACGUCGGCUGCUGCGGCAGCGACGUGCACUUCUGGCACCACGGCGGCAUGUCGCGCAAGGUGUCGCCGGCCAACCCCAUCGUCAUGGGCCACGAGGCGUCGGGCAUAGUCGCCGCCGUGGGCCGCGGCGUCACGUCGCUCGCGCCCGGCGACCGCGUCGCCAUCGAGCCGGGCUACCCGUGCCGCCGCUGCCGCGCGUGCAAGGAAGGCCGUUACAAUUUGUGCAAAGGCAUGCGUUUUGCCGCCGCGCCGGGCGGCACCACGGCGGGCAACGCCGGCGGCAUGGCAAAGGUCGCCACGCACGGCACGCUGUGCAAGUACUUCCGCAUCCCGGAGGACUUCUGCUACAAGCUGGGCGACGGCGACGAUGCCGACGGCGUGAGCCUGGCCGACGCCGUCCUCGUCGAGCCGCUCGCCGUAGCCGCGCACGCCGCUCGCCUCGCCGACGUGGGGCCCGGCCAGGACGUCGUCGUCAUGGGCAGCGGCACCAUCGGCCUGCUCUGCGCCGCCGUCGCCCGCGCCUUCGGCGCCCGCACCGUCGUCGUCGUCGACGUCCUCGAGCGCAAGCUCGACUUCGCCCGGCGCUUCGUGCCCGGCGUGCACACCUUCUUACCCGACCCCCUGGCUGCUCCAACAAACCCAACCGCUGACGACAGCGACGACGACAUCGACGGCAGCCGCGCCGACGCCCUCUCCGAAGCCACCGCCGCGCGCAUGAUAUCGCUGCACAGCCUCGGCGGCGCCGACGGCGACGGCGCCGAUGUCGUGCUCGAGGCGACGGGCGCCGAAGCCUGCGUGCAGACGGGCAUCCACGUGCUGCGGUCUGGCGGCACCUUCAUCCAGACGGGUCUCGGCAAGCCGCGGCUGCGCGUGCCCAUGGUGCGCAUGAGCGAGAAGGAGCUCACGCUCAGGGGGUGCUUCCGCUACGGGGCCGGUGACUUCGAGCUCGCGCUGGGGCUGAUGCGGCAGGGGAAAGUCAGCGUCGGGAUGCUCGUCAGCUCCGAGGUGCCGUUUGAGCGGGCGACGGAGGCGUGGGAGCGGACGGGGAGGGGGGAGGGCAUCAAGAAUUUGAUUAGGGGGCCGGUGGAUUGA
This is a messenger RNA of Diplodia corticola, 1353 nucleotides long. RefSeq lists its product as uncharacterized. Gene Ontology annotation, biological process: D-sorbitol catabolic process. The transcript has a single exon. The record is from RefSeq and is a predicted model, not a curated record. The coding region runs from base 1 to 1353 and encodes 450 amino acids. Lineage: Eukaryota; Fungi; Ascomycota; Dothideomycetes; Botryosphaeriales; Botryosphaeriaceae. Gene Ontology annotation, molecular function: zinc ion binding; L-iditol 2-dehydrogenase (NAD+) activity.